AUGCUAUCAACGGCUGAUAUCGUUCUCUCAAAUGAUAUCGAUCUGUUGAAUCCAAAACCUGAUUUGGAGAAGAGGAGGCACAAGCUUAAGCUUUGUGAUGGGACAUUCUUUCCGUCUCUCCACGAUGAGAUGUCUGCAAUUGUGGGUUGUUUCAACCGGCGUGCACAGAACCUGCUACAAGUUCAUUUAUCUUCGGGUUUCAGAAAGUAUUUUACAUGGAUUAAGAGAAAACUUGUGAAAGGAAAUCACGUUGCUAUGGUUGAAGAAGGCAAAAAAGGUUUACUACAUAUCUUUGCAGGUUAUGCGGUUGGAGGAGGACAUGUAUUGCAUAUGGUUUGUGAUUUAACAAUAGCUGCUGACAAUGCCGUUUUUGGCCAGACAGGUCCAAAGGUUGGAAGUCUUGACGCAGGUUAUGGAAGUUCCAUCAUGUCUCGUUUGGUCGGGCCGAAAAAAGCACGUGAAAUGUGGUUUCUAGCUCGAUUUUACAAUGCUUCUGAAGCAGAGAAGAUGGGGCUAGUGAACGUCGUAGUACCGAUUUCGGCAGUGACAGCGACAUUUCUUCUGCAAGAAGGUUUUGCCACUUUACUUUUUACCCCAACAUGA
Papaver somniferum (opium poppy) is the source of this 603-nucleotide messenger RNA. RefSeq names its product probable enoyl-CoA hydratase echA8. The transcript is spliced from 6 exons. The coding region runs from base 1 to 603 and encodes 200 amino acids. Gene Ontology annotation, biological process: menaquinone biosynthetic process. The record is from RefSeq and is a predicted model, not a curated record. NCBI's taxonomy places the organism in Eukaryota, Viridiplantae, Streptophyta, Magnoliopsida, Ranunculales, Papaveraceae. Gene Ontology annotation, molecular function: 1,4-dihydroxy-2-naphthoyl-CoA synthase activity. Gene Ontology annotation, cellular component: cytosol.